This is a messenger RNA of Harpegnathos saltator (Jerdon's jumping ant), 1832 nucleotides long. RefSeq names its product Tryptophanyl-tRNA synthetase (gene TrpRS). The coding region runs from base 198 to 1424 and encodes 408 amino acids. The transcript has 4 exons. Lineage: Eukaryota; Metazoa; Arthropoda; Insecta; Hymenoptera; Formicidae. The record is from RefSeq and is a predicted model, not a curated record. Gene Ontology annotation, cellular component: cytoplasm. Gene Ontology annotation, molecular function: ATP binding; tryptophan-tRNA ligase activity. Gene Ontology annotation, biological process: tryptophanyl-tRNA aminoacylation.
UAUUACUGUAAGUAGAUAAAUUCCGGGAAGGGAAUUACAGUAUCGACAAUCGUAUCAUUACAUACCUGUGGUAGGGAUUACAAUGAUCAGCAAAACACUGCGUGCGCAUCAUUCGUGUGAAGUGACGACAUAACCUCUUGCAAUUGCACGAGAUUCGAUGACAGGUUGUGCUUACGAAAAUAUCUAAGGAAAGAAACAUGACGACGGAAAAUGGACAGGUCCAAGUGGAAAACGGCGCCGUUGAAGAUGAGGAUGUCGUGACACCGUGGAUAGUCACCAGUACAAAUGAUUCUGGAAUUGACUACAACAAAUUGAUCAAAAAAUUCGGAAGCUCUAAGAUCGAUGAUGAAUUGUUAGCCAGAUUCGAAAAGAUCACUGGCAGAAAGCCGCAUCAUUUUCUUAGAAGAGGCAUAUUUUUUUCUCACAGAGAUAUGCAUACUAUUCUGAAUCUCUAUGAGCAAGGAAAGCCAUUUUACCUGUACACAGGUAGAGGACCUAGUUCCGACGCGAUGCAUCUGGGUCAUCUCAUACCAUUCAUGUUCUGCAAAUGGUUGCAGGAUAUAUUCAAUGUUCCGUUGAUUAUACAGUUAACGGAUGAUGAGAAGGCUAUAUGGAAGAACAUAAAGAUAGAAGAUGCCAUUAGACUGGCCUAUACCAACGCGAGAGACAUUAUCGCAUGUGGCUUCAACCCUGAUAAGACCUUUAUCUUUUCCAAUUUGGAACACAUAGGAAACAAUCCAGCUUUCUAUCAGAAUAUGAUUCGGAUACAGAGAUGUGUAACAUUUAAUCAAGUGAAAGGAAUCUUUGGCUUUGGCGACAGCGAUUCGAUCGGCAAGAUCGCCUUCCCGCCGACGCAAGCAGCACCAGCAGUUGCUAGUUCAUUUCCUUUUAUCUUUAGAGAUGCUAAAGUGCACUGUCUGAUACCGUGCGCGAUCGAUCAGGAUCCGUAUUUCCGUAUGACCAGAGACGUAGCACCUAAACUUGGCUUCCCCAAACCAGCUCUACUACAUUCCACUUUCUUCCCGGCGUUGCAAGGUUCCAAAACGAAAAUGUCAGCGAGCGACAGCAACACCGCAAUAUUUCUCACGGAUACUGCCAAGCAGAUCAAGAAUAAGAUCAAUAAACAUGCGUUCUCUGGUGGCCAGGCCACCGUGGAGGAACAUAGACAGCAGGGUGGAAAUUGCGAGAUUGAUAUAUCCUAUCAGUGGCUACAAUUCUUCCUGGAAGAUGAUGAGCGAUUAGAAGAAAUCAGAAAGGGUUAUACCAGCGGAGAGAUCUUAACGGGCGAACUUAAGAAGGAAUUAAUCGAGAUAUUACAACGACUGGUGGCUGUGCAUCAAGAAGCAAAGAACAAAAUAACAGAAGAUGUGAUCAAGCGGUUCAUGAUUCCUAGAGAUCUCGGCUUUAUAUCAAAAACAAAAUAACUGUUUAGCGAAACUUAACAAUGCCUUUCAACUACACGAAGUACCAUUUCCUUUGUUAAUCUAAGUGUCAUUAGGAAACUUAAUUUAAAUUAAUUUAUUGCAGAGAAUUAAGUCGCAUAGUGUAAAGUACACAUUCUGCUUUUGUUGAAACUUCUUCCAUCAAAGAUUAAAUUAAUUUUCUAUUUGUAUUGUAAAAAAAAUUGAUAUUCUUUGAUACAAGUAUAAAAGUUCUUUCGCGCAUAUUCAUAUGUGUUGAUGUUUAAAUAUUAAAUGCAUGUUUUUAUAUAUAUAUAUAUAUAUAUAUAUAUAUGAUAGCAGCAAGUGUGGCAUUUACUGAUAACUUCGUUAAAUUCUAUUCUCGAUUGUACUGCGACACAACAGUGCGUGAAUAAAAGCACGUUUAAACGA